This is a messenger RNA of Cylicostephanus goldi, 287 nucleotides long. The record is from the annotation of a GenBank genome assembly. NCBI's taxonomy places the organism in Eukaryota, Metazoa, Nematoda, Chromadorea, Rhabditida, Strongylidae.
AUGGGUAUAUCGCGCGAUUCAUAUCAUAAGCGCUACAAGACUGGUGCUACUCGCCCAAUUCCACACAAGAAGAGAAAGUAUGAGCUCGGUCGUCAACCUGCCAACACUAAGAUCGGUCCAAAGAGGGUUCAUAUCAUUCGUGUGCGAGGCGGAAAUAAGAAAAUGCGUGCACUCCGCUUAGAUGCAGGAAAUUUCUCAUGGGCAACUGAGCGUGAGUUACUUCAAGUGGUAGAUUCUCCCUGUUUUUCAAUUAGUAAUGUUAUGAUUUAUCUUUCAUCGACUUGAGG